Aethina tumida (small hive beetle) is the source of this 7096-nucleotide messenger RNA. It is a transcript of the gene ndl, whose product is annotated as serine protease nudel. The transcript is spliced from 18 exons. Gene Ontology annotation, biological process: proteolysis. The record is from RefSeq and is a predicted model, not a curated record. Gene Ontology annotation, molecular function: protein binding; serine-type endopeptidase activity. Lineage: Eukaryota; Metazoa; Arthropoda; Insecta; Coleoptera; Nitidulidae. Bases 44 to 7060 code for a protein of 2338 amino acids.
ACUGUUUUCUUUUAUGUGACGUGCGUUUAGUGAAAAUACCGAAAUGGGGCCUCCGAAGUUAAAAUCGCAGGAGAAAGGCGAGAAGGCGCCGUCGCCCUUCAAGGAACCGGAAGGGAUGAUUAACGUGGACUUAAACUGUGGCGAAUAUAACAUUCCCGAUUUAAAAAAGAAGCAUAUUUGUGAACCAAGAAAACCUAAAAAAAUGAAUGUAUCAAAAUUAAUCGUAUACCUUCUGGGAAUUGCGGCGUUGGGUGUUAUGGCAUUUAUGGUUGCAGUACUCAUAAAUAAAGAAUACAAAGUUUAUCAUGAUAACCAUUUAGAAUCAAAGUUAGUGGUAGAUAAAACAGCCACUACUAGUACCACAGAACUGCCCAGACAUGAAAACCUUUUUCGAAAAGGUGUUAAUAAAUUUUUAAAAGCUAUAGAUGGGAGCAACAAGUGGAUUAGCAAAAAAAUAUUCCAAAUAAGAGUGGAAAAUGUGACAGAUAAUGAAGUGAAAACAGAAAAACUAAUAGCUAAGAACACAUUCAAAGAAAAACUAAAAACGAAGGCCCAUAUAUUAAACGAUUUUGAAAUUAAACUGUCACUAUGUAGAAUAACACAAAGUUUGGAAGAUUGCUGUGACAUUUUUUCCAGCACCGAACUGUACAAUAUAAUCGAACUUUGCACAGUUGCUGACGUCCUUGAUGUUUUGAUAGAUGCAGAGGAGAAUGGGAGUCGGUUUAAAAGAAAUGCACAAUAUUAUCCAGAACCUCUUCCGCCACAAUACGGAAAUUUGUAUGGAGUAGACUACUCUAAUUUUGAAAAUCCAAGUAAUGAAUACGAUGAGCAGUACCCUGAAAUGCCUCCCAAUGUUCAAUAUGAGUUUCACGAUUAUCCUCAAGGAAUUGAAUAUGGGCAACAACUGCCACCUCCACAUCCUCUUCAAGAGCCACCUCAAGAGAUGCCCUACCAACAACCUCAGCAAGAACACCACGAAAAUCCUCCUCCAGUUCAAAAUUUACCCUAUAUUAAUCCAAGCUAUCAAAAUAAUCAAAAUUUACCGAAUUAUUUACCCUAUCCUGUUAAACAGGAAGAAAAGAAUGAGAAUGUUUAUCGUAUGUCCCAGGUCUCAAGCGAUCCAAAUCCAAUAGAUAGGUUGGAUCUCUUUACCAUAACUGAAAAUAAUGAUGACUUAAAAUUGCAACAAACACUUGAUACAAGUGAACCAAGCAAUAAAAAAAUAGUUUCUAAAGAAGAUAAAGAUUCAAUGGUACAACAAAAAUUAAGUAUAAGUCCAAAUAACCUUGCUGAAGAAUCGACUGCUUCAUCUAAAGGAGACGUAGUUAUAAACGAUGAUAAGUUAGGUUCUAGUGAGAAGAGUGAUGCUGACAAAAGAAAAAAUUAUGAAAUCAUUGAAGAUGAAAUUCUGAAAACUGAAAAUAAUGAGGCUACUACAGAAAAUCCUAGUGCUUUAAACAAAGAUUUAAAUUCAAAUAAUAGGGAGUCCUCACAAGAUUUCACCGUAAUUAGAGCAGACCAAACAAAUCAAGACUUCAGACCCAAGUCCAAACUGAACACCUUCGCCAGCGAAGACGUCCAAAGCAACCAGCAAACCAUGGUGAACCCAUGUUUCUACCCCUACGCCCAACCGUAUCCAUUCAGACAAGCCUAUCCGUUCGACGGCAGCCAAAUGUUGAAGGUGGUACCAGUAACCCAGGCGAAACAGCCACAAAUACAACAACCAGUUUUGAUAAUGAAUCCACCCAUGUAUUCAUUCGUGCCCGCUCAAUCGCCCUACAUGCAAAGUUAUACUUCUCAGAUGUCACAGGUGGCCAACAGUCCUUACGCCACAGUCCAAGCUUCGGGACCAAACGGGCAGUACUACAUGUGUGCCCCCAUUCCGGCCCCUUCAAACAACGUACCCAAUGUCGCUGGCUUGCCUGGCGUCGAAGUCAGAACCACCGAUGAGAUUUCACCUAACUUCCAGGAUUUAAUGGAACGAGUUGGAAACGUUGAAGAAAAAAGGAACACCACAAGAGAAGCCAUGGACUGUCCAGUAGGCGAAAGAAGUUGCACAGAUGACAGCAAAUGUAUUAAAGAACAACAAUUUUGCGACAACGAAGUUAACUGUGACGAUGGAAGUGACGAGAUGUUUUGUUCUUGUAAACAAAGAAUUGGGGCUGUCCGUUUGUGUGAUGGUUAUGUAGAUUGCCCGAACGGUGAAGACGAACUUGGCUGCUUUGGAUGUAAAGAGAACGAGUUCAGUUGCGACGACUGGUCCAGAUUCAGAAGGAGCACGUGCAUACCGAUCGAACAGCGCUGCGACAACAUAAGGCAAUGCGAAGUAACUGGCAAAGACGAAGAGGACUGCUCCAUCCUGAUUGACGUAAUCGGAACCGAAACUCAAUAUAAAAUUUCAAAUGCGGUUGGAUUCCUACACAGGAAUUACAAGGGCAAAUGGUAUCCCACUUGUUUUGGAACGGAUAUUUGGGCGAUUGAUGUCUGCGAUAUUGAAGCUGGACCCAGCACAAUAAAUCCUCGGUCACACAUGAUGCUGCGUGCCAACACCUACAACGGCGAGUUCAUCAACAUCCUCCCCAACAACGAGGUGGCCCUCGUCCCGUCCUGCGUCCAGGACCGUGCGGCCUUUGUUGAAUGUCCCCCGUUAUUCUGCGGCCUCCGAAUGAUCAUCCGCAACCCCUAUCGCGCCGAAGAAGUGGACACCGACGCCGAGGAGAUGCUUGACAAGUUCGAACGCGAGGGCCGACUCGGCGAGCCGCAUCACUCAGACGAGAGCACCGAGGAUGAAACGGCGUUUAUGCACCAGAACGAAACAGAUGCGAAGCUUGGAAUUAGCAGGGUCGUCGGAGGGAAACCCAGUCAACCUGGCGCCUGGCCUUGGCUUGUUUCAAUAUUCCGAAACGGGGUGUUUCAUUGCGGUGGAGUUAUCAUCAAUGAACUGUGGGUCCUUACAGCCGCACAUUGUGUUGACAGAUAUUGGCAAUAUUACUACGAAAUCCAGGCUGGAAUGCUGCGUCGCUUCUCCUUUUCCCCCAUGGAGCAGAGCCGAUGGGCGGCGGUGGCCGUCCCCCACGAGCAUUACGACAAAUCCACUUUAUCCGACGAUAUCGCUCUGAUGAAGUUAUCGUCGCCUGUUAGAUACAACAGAUACGUACGACCGAUUUGCCUUCCAUCGGAGACCACAGCGGGACGGGAUUAUUUACAGGGACCGGCACCCGGCACAAUUUGCACCACCGUAGGCUGGGGAGCCACCGUCGAGCAUGGAACUGAUCCCGACCAUAUGAGAGAAGUGGAAGUGCCCGUAUUAAGUCAAUGCAAACAUCGCGAAGACGAGGCCGGAGAUGAAAUUUGUGCGGGACUUCGCGAAGGAGGCAAAGACGCCUGUCAAGGCGACAGCGGAGGUCCGUUCAUGUGCAGAAAUCCCAAUAACCCCAGCCAGUGGUAUUUGGCCGGCAUCGUGAGCCAUGGGGAAGGAUGCGCCAGACCCGACGAACCCGGUGUUUAUACCAAAGUCAGCAAGUACAUUGCUUGGAUCACCGAAAAUACCAGGGAAGACAAAUUUUUAAUACGUGUCCCUCUGCAAGCUUGUCCUGGUUACGUUUGUAAGGGUAUUAAAACUUGUCUACCGAAGAAAAGACGUUGCGAUAGAAUUGUUGAUUGUCUCUUGGGUGAUGAUGAAACUGAAUGUGAGAAUAUGUUCCACAACAUUUUCAAAAAUGCCAACAGGUUCAAUGGCAUGCGAUUGGGACAAGCUCUUAACGACUCAAAAAUUAUUGUGAAUGGUACUGAAAAAGAAGGACCAAAACCUAACAAUUUAUUGUUAAAUAAUAGUUCAAAUACUGACAACCAGACCACUACUGAAACACCUCUAGUUACCAUUGAAAACGAAACCACUUCUGAAACUCCUUCAGUUACCAUUGAAAACCAGACCACUUCUGAAACUCCUUCAGUUACCAUUGAGAACCAGACCACUUCUGAAACUCCUUCGGUUACCAUUGAGAACCAGACCACUACAGGAACUCCUUUAGUUACCACUGAAAACCACACCACUAGUGAAACUCCUUUAGUUACCACUGUAAUUCCGGAAUUGAAGGGAGAUGAGAAAAUUGAUGAAAUUCAGAAAAUACCUUCGAUUACAACUGAAACUCCACAAUUACAUAAUGAAGCUAAGAACAAUGCGUCCCAUUCUGCAAUUAAAGAACAAGAUAAAUCGAAUAUUGUACAUAUUCAAACCUUACCUACAAAUUUAAACGACACAAAAGCCAAUUAUGUAACUGAUGUUAACAACACUAAAUCCGAUCAUAAAGCAGAUUUUCUCCCAAUUCAUAAAAACACUACAGAGUUAAAUAAAGAUAACACAUUUAAUUACACAAUUAUCCCAUUAGAAUUCGAUUAUGGUGAUAUAAAUAACCCAUUAAGUGAUGACUCAGAACCAUCGGAAGAGCAACCAGAAAAUUUUAUUGAAUCUUUCGUAAACGGCUUGGUUCCAACCAUAGUCAAUUUUGGAGAUAUGGCCAACAAAUUAAAUCCUUUAAAACCAAAUCUAAAAAAUCUAAAUAAAAACUCGUAUUCGACGAUCCAAAACGGAGAACUUUCGAAGCAGGAACGCAGGAAAAUAUUGGACCAUUUCAAGGAAGUCCUUAAAAAUGCAUCUGAACAUUCACAACACAUAAAAAAUGAAGAACAAAAGGAGAACCUCGAAGUUUUUAAAGUCUUGGCCAAUGGAAGAGGCAACAAAGAGUCUGACAAUGAAGAAAACGGUAAUGUCUUUAAACAUUUAAGCAGUUUACUUCAACCAAUCACGGAAACUACCACCGAGAAAGGUCCUGAGGAACCCCCAAAAGUGUUGCACGACUUUAUUGAUGUGUUAAAGAAUGUCACCAGCCCAGAAGUUAAUUCCAAAGUUGAUGAAUCAAGGAAGUUGCCUCCGAUAUACCAGUCAGGCUUUUUUAAAUGUACCAAAAUGUUGCAGAUAAUUCCAGCCAAGGAUCGAUGUAACAAAGUACGAGACUGCGAGGAUGGAACGGAUGAGGAAGGAUGUCGAUGUGCAGACUACAUAAAAAACCAAAACGCAAAGACCAUUUGCGAUGGAAUUACAGAUUGCUUCGAUAUGUCAGACGAAGAUAAUUGCUCGAAUUGCACUGCUGGAGAGUUUUAUUGUAGAUUUUCGAGGCAGUGUAUAGCUUUAUCAAAAAACUGCGAUGGAAAGAAGGAUUGUGUCUUAAACGACGACGAACGAGAUUGCGAGGCUCUUACUAAUGGGAAAACAUUAUUCCUGGACAGAGACACCCGACCCAAACUGACAAAGUCCGGCUUAAUUACGGUAAAUCGUUUCGGCGUUUGGCGUCCGAUGUGCAUCAAUUCGACGCAUAACGAGGCAUCAGUGGCGACGAGUAUGUGCAAUUCGUUGGGUUUUGAAGAGUACACCGCGUUUCAGAAGUAUCCGGCUUACGAUAAGCCCGUCCGCAUCGUUCAGGAAGGAACUGGACAAAAGGAAAUUGUCGGACACAAUAACGGUUCGAGGACGUGCGAAGGACUGUUCGUGGUUUGUUCGAACGUCUCCAUCGACAGUGUUGUACACACCGUUUUACAGAAGAAUGAAGUCAAAGAUGUGGAGAUGUACACUUCACCGUGGAACGCAGUUAUUUACUCCGAUGGUGUUUAUACAUGUAUGGGCACCAUCUUGGGGGUUCGGUGGGUUGUCACUUCAAUGAACUGUUUCCAAGGAGUCACAGCGUUGAGCCACCACUACGUUACAGUUUUGUUAGGCAAAGGCAAAACCAACUUGCACGUCGAAGGCCCUCACGAGCAAAUUCUACAAGUGGUCGAAUUAAUUCAGAUCCCCGACACCGACGUAAUUCUGUUGCGACUCAAAACCAAAAUCUCCUUCAACAGAUACGUGAAACCGGCCCAUUUCGACAUACGACGCGACAGAAUACAGACGGAGAAAUGCGUCGCCGUGGGACUGGAGAACGGCAAAGCCGAAUACGUGUCCCUGCACUCGGUGAAAAACUGUCCGGAAAAGAAGCGGUGCUUCGAAAGCAAAAUCACCCCCUGCACGGAAAUGUCCCCGUGGAGCGGAACCGUCGUCUGCGACUCGAGGAACGGCUGGUAUCCCGCCGCCGUAUUCACCGACAACCGGGGCAAAUGCGGCUUGUCCAAAAUCACCGAAUUCACCAGCAUCAAUUAUAUCAAAAACAAGAUCAAAGAAGCUAUGACACGCGCGGAAUUCGUGUCCAAACCUCCGAUUUGUCACGGCUUCCGAUGCGACCUGGGCCAAUGUUUGCCUGCUAAUAAAUCCUGCGACGGAAUUCCUGAUUGUAGAGGUGGCGAAGACGAGAAUCCGCAGUUGUGCUACUUAAAGGAGACGCAGUGCCAUCUCGCAGACAAGUGCGAUUGUGCUCCUGACCAAAUUAAAUGCAAAAACCGCAAGUGCAUUCCCAAAUCAGCCUUUUGUGACAGAGUGAACGACUGCGGCGACUAUGAGGACGAACCGGACGUCUGCUCCUGCAGGAACUACCUUAAGCUAUCCCAUCCGGAAAGAAUUUGCGACGGAAUACUCCACUGCAAGGACCGGAGCGACGAAGAUCCACUGCAAUGUCCUUGCUCCGAAAACAAAUUCAAAUGCCUCAAGUCUUCACGUUGUGUGUCUCACGACGUUAUUUGCGAUGGCGUAAUUGAUUGUCCUGACGGGGAAGAUGAAGAACAGUGCUACAAGAUUGAACUUUUGAACAAAAAAGAUAAUGCAGGUGAGGUAAUAUCCUGCACGUCAGGAGAAUGGCAUCCUGGUUGUUUUACAGAGAACCCUUCACCCACUGAACUGAAACAAAUCUGCAUGGAUUUAGGCUUCAGGAAGGGUGCGGCUAUGAAACUUCCAACUCCCAGUACCGCCAAUAAUGUGACAAGUUCGCGUCCUGUAAUAGAUCCUUUCAACGUGGUGUGGAUUAACAAGAACGUCGGUAACAAAUUACGUUUGGGAAUGAGAACAGGAAACGAACCUUAUGUCAGUUUUCAACCAGGAAGUGAUUGCUAUAGGCUGUUUAUUGAGUGUCUGUAAAAAAGCUUUGUACAAAUAAACUUAUUGUAAAUCUCA